UCAUGAUACUGACUAUUGUAUCUCUCUGGAGCCAUAGAUACUGUACUGGAGCAUAUCACUCAGAUCAGAGUGGACACAGCUGCAGAAGGAGCCCCACCCCCUUAUGAUGUCAUAACUAGACGGUACACAUGGUGAACAGCUUCAACAUGGCAACAGCAAAACUACCCUCUACUACCCCAACAACAAACUACGUCCUCAGACCUCGUUCCCUAUCCAGAAAGCUCCUCCAUUAUUCGCUACACCUACCAACCCUCACCAAAGCUCUCAUCCUCCUCGCCAUCGUCCUAGUGGGCUCUACCAUUUAUGCACUGGACCUCAGCCCGGAAUCGGCAUUUUCAGAUCGCCACAACCCUGUCAAUGUGUACCUGGUUAAAUACAGUUGGGGGUGGACCCUACUAAUCAUAACACCAGCUGUAAUAUUAUCAUCCUCACUCUAUAACGGUCUCAACAUAACCAACAUUUUCCGUCAUUUAAGUCGAUUAGUGGUCUCUCAUGUUAUCUGGUUCUCUGUGACUAGUUUGAUUGUGUUAUUGGACAGCAGUGUGGGCAGUUGUGCAGUCAAUGAAGUAACUGGCCGACACGAGUGCCUCAAGAAAGGUCACCUCUGGUUGGGUUUCGAUAUUUCCGGACAUGUGUUUUUGCUCACUUACUGCAUAUACGUUAUCUCCGAGGAAUGUGCUAAUAUAAAACUAGAGAUUUGGUACGAAUUUCCCGAAUUCUUAUCACAUGAAAAUGCCGUUACCAAUAAACUGAGUCAGAAUACCAAAGACACACUUUUGCUGAUACACCAGAUUAGUAGUUGGAUUAUAGAGCCUCUGGAGCUACUCUGCCUCGCGCUGGUGUUGGUCUGGGCCGUGAUGGUGGUCUCAACUAGCCUGUAUUUUCAUACGUUUGCAGAGAAGGUUUUGGGCUACCUCUGUGCUCUGUUGUCAUGGCAUUGUACAUACAACUGGUUGUAUGGACGGAGCAAGUAUCUACCAUGCCGACCAGAUGAUGGGUAUCUACACCCACUGAGAGCAUUGUAGUGAACUAUCAUGUUCGAACUUAUAUAUUAUUAUAUAGGCUUAUUAUUUUGGGUUAACUUUAUUUAUUUUGAAUACCUUGACUACAAUUGUUUAUUUUCUCAGUGCAUUUA
Molecule: messenger RNA, 1135 nt
Organism: Halichondria panicea
Lineage: Eukaryota; Metazoa; Porifera; Demospongiae; Suberitida; Halichondriidae
Product: acyl-coenzyme A diphosphatase FITM2-like
Exons: 2
Coding region: 129-1025 (298 amino acids)
Biological process (GO): lipid storage; phospholipid biosynthetic process; lipid droplet organization
Cellular component (GO): endoplasmic reticulum membrane
Molecular function (GO): coenzyme A diphosphatase activity
Source: RefSeq, a predicted model, not a curated record